AUGCAAGCCAACUGUAGCCAAUUGCACAGUCCUCCAGGAACUGCAGGGAGUAAGGGCUCCUCAGCCUCCCAGUGUGCCCAUAUAAGAUUGACAGAAGAUUCUUGCCUUCAUUCUGGAGAUGUUUAUAUCCAGAUAAACUCCAUAGCUAAAGAAUGUGCUGAAAACACAAGCUCCAGAAAUGUAAGGUCAGGGGUCCAUAGCUGUACCCAUGGACGCAUACAUUAUCGCUUGCAGAAUCGUUCACACGGUGAAGCAAGGCAGCCAGAUGAUACUGCCACUGAGACUGGAGAACAUGGUAGUGGCUCCUUUUCAGAAUUCCACUACGUCUUCAAGUGGUUGCAAAAAAGUCAUCCAUAUAUUUUGAUUCUGGGUGUCAAAGUUGUUAUGCAACAUAUAAUAGGUAUUUCUCUUGGAACUGUGCUAACAACUUUUAUGUAUGCAAACACGAGCAUUGUAAAUCAGAUUUUUCUAAGAGAAAGGUGCUCAAAGAUUCAGUGUGCUUGGUUACUGGUAUUCUUAGCAGGAUCUUCUGUUCUUGUAUAUUACACCUUUUAUUCUCAGUCACUCUAUUACAGCUUCAUUUUUUUAAAUCCUACUUUGGACAAUUCGAAUUUCUGGGCAAUACUUUGGGUAGUUGGAAUUACAGGCUUCAUUCUGAAAUUCUUCUUCAUGGGCUUACAAUGCCUUAUUUUAUUGGUGCCUUCUCUCCUCAUGCCAUUCAAAUCCAAGGCUUACUGGUAUAUGCUUUUAGAAGAAUUAUGUCAGUGCUGUCAAACAUUCGUCCCCAAACCAGCUUGGUUUCGUUGCCUUAUAAGCUAUGGGAAGGUUGGAAAUGUAACUGGAUGGAGUCUUGGGAUAUUGCUGGCUUUACUCUACCUCAUACUACAACUUUUGGAUUUUGGGGGACAGCUGAGAAUUUUCAGACAGGUUUUAAGAGUAUUUUUUACACAACCAAGUUAUGGAGUACCUGCCAGCAAGAGGCAGUGUUCACAUGUGGAUGAUAUUUUUGCAGUAUGUCAAGCUGAAUUUCAGAAGACAAUUCUUCUCAUUUGUCAGCAUAUAUUUUGUGAAGAGUGCAUUGUCUUAUGCUUUAACAGAGAAAAAACAUGUCCACUGGGCAGAAUUGUGAUUUCAGACCAUAUAAACAAAUGGAAAAGUGGAGCCACUUUAUCACAUCUUCAAAUAUAUUAA
Messenger RNA from Choloepus didactylus (southern two-toed sloth), 1191 nucleotides. RefSeq names its product E3 ubiquitin-protein ligase RNFT1-like. The record is from RefSeq and is a predicted model, not a curated record. NCBI's taxonomy places the organism in Eukaryota, Metazoa, Chordata, Mammalia, Pilosa, Megalonychidae. Gene Ontology annotation, biological process: positive regulation of ERAD pathway. Gene Ontology annotation, cellular component: endoplasmic reticulum. Gene Ontology annotation, molecular function: metal ion binding; ubiquitin protein ligase activity.